AUGGCGCCAGAUAAGUCUUCGGGUCCGGACGGAUUUAAUCCCGCUUUCUACCAACAUUUCUGGAGUGAGAUUGGUGCUGAGGUCUCUCAUUAUGUGCUUACAUGCAUCAGACAGUGCAAUAUUCUGGUUGGUAUUAAUGAUGCGCAUAUUACUUUGAUACCCAAGAAGUCACCACCAGAGUGUAUGGGUGACCUACGUCCCAUUGCACUAUGUAAUGUAAUAUACAAGGUUAUUGCGAAAAUGCUGGCAACCCGGUUGCAAAGUAUUAUUGGAGAUAUAAUCUCAGACACGCAGAGUGUUUUCAUCCCCGGGAGGUUGAUCACGGAUAAUGUCCUUAUUGCGUCAGAGGUGUUGCACUUCCUUAAACACAAACAGUUUGGAAAUUAUGGGUGGUCUGCUCUUAAACUAGAUAUGGCUAAGGCGUACGACCGGAUGGAGUGGUCUUAUUUACAAGAGAUUAUGAGCCGUAUGGGGUUUGCUGAAGAAUGGAUUAAUCUUGUUAUGAUGUGUGUGACUACUGCACAUUAUCGGGUUAUAGUCAAUGGUGAGCUAUCUGAUUUAAUUAUUCCUACGCGAGGGCUUCGGCAGGGUGAUCCUUUAUCACCUUAUUUGUUUAUCAUAUGUGCUGAAGCUACAGUUGAGGAAGCCAUGGUGGUUAAGAACUGUCUGCUUGAGUAUGAACGUAUGUCGGGUCAAGCAGUGAAUUUCUCCAAAUCAUGCAUUAUCUUUAGUAGGAAUGUGGGAGUGCAAACUGGCAAUGCAGUAGCGGCUACCUUUGGAAUGCACAGAUCCGAUUCUUCGGGUAAAUAUUUGGGGUUGCCGCUUGGUAUUGGGAGAAACAAGAAAGAGGUUUUUCGCUAUAUUGAGACUAAGUUGCAGCAACGCUUCCGGGGAUGGAAUAACAAAAUUCUCUCAAGAGCAGGUAAGGAGGUUCUGCUUAAAAGUAUUGCUCAAUCUCUCCCUACUUAUACUAUGAGUAUGUAUUAUCUUCCUAUUACCUUUUGUGAAUCUUUGGAAAGGCUCAUGAAUCGGUUCUGGUGGAACGCGAAAGGUGCUGGAAGGAAAGGGGCCAAUCCAAGCUAUUGUUCGCGGUCAAUCUUGGCGGGGCAGGCGAUCCUAAAACAGGGUUCCUUUCGCCGCAUUGGCAAUGGUCGGCAGACGCGUAUAUGGGGAGACCCUUGGAUGCCGGAUGUCGAAAACCUAUAUCCUCUUACUUCAAGAUCAGAACAUCAUGGUUCGGCGAUGGUUUCCGCCCUUAUUGAUUCGGUCAGUGCUAGUUGGGAUAUUCCGUUACUCAAUGAAUUAUUUUGUGCUAGAGAUGUCGAUUUAAUUGUGCAGCUGCCAGUUUCGCCUGAGUAUGAGGGUAAAUGGUGUUGGCGUGGUGAUCUGCGUGGCAUAUUUUCGGUUAAGCAAGGCUAUCGUUUACCAAUGGGGAACACAGAUAAUGGUAACUCGUCAUUUACAGCUUGGGGGUCCAUAUGGUCACUUCGGAUUCCACCCAAGUUCCUCAAUUUUUUAUGGCGGUGUGGACGGGCAAUUCUUCCGGUACGAACUAAUCUAACCAGUCGUGGUAUCCCUAUUGAUCAUACGUGCCCUUUAUGUCAGUUAUACCCUGAAACUGUGUUGCAUCUUAUGAGAGAUUGCCCUUACACUCGUGAUUUGUGGAAUGAUGUACCGCCCAUUAUAACUAGCGCCAAUUCUGAUUCACUGGAAGAAUGGUUGGCUGGUUGGCUAGGAGCUAAGGACACUGAAGUUAAGCAUGUUUUUGUAGCUCGUUGCUGGACGGUGUGGAAGGCUAUGAAUGAUUUUGUUUGGAGUCACAUUCCAUGGUCUCUGGAAGGGGUGAUGGCGCAGGUUAAUAAUCUUUUGGAAAGUUGGCAGACUACCAACUCCAGCACCACUCAUGUGCAUGUGAAUGGACCGACAAUUGUGGAUAAUGGUGUCACGCCUCAAGCCUUAUACUUCAUUAAUGUAGAUGCUACUAUCUUCGCUGAAAGGAAUGAGGGUGGGGUGGCAGCGGUGGUUCACGAUAGGCAGGGGACAUUUAUAGCGGGUCGGAAUAAAACGGUACGAUGUCUUCAAGAUCCACACCUUGCGGAGGCGAUGGGUAUAAAAGAGGCGUUAUCCUGUGCAAUGGAGUGCGGGUGGCGAAAUCUGGUGAUCUUGUCAGAUUGUCAGUUGGUUUGUUCUUCCUUGAGGUCCUCGGCUCUUUAUAACUCUUAUGCGGGUUGUGUCCUCAAUGAUUGCUUUAGUCUAAAACGGCAGUUUGAUUAUGUGUCGUUUCGUUUUAUCUAUAGAUCAGCGAAUAAGAUUGCUCAUGUGUUGGCACGUGAUGCUUCUUCACUGUCUGGUCCUCGUAGUUGGUUUUCAGAUUAUCCUUUAUGUAUUCAGUAG
Messenger RNA from Ipomoea nil (Japanese morning glory), 2394 nucleotides. RefSeq lists its product as uncharacterized. Gene Ontology annotation, molecular function: nucleic acid binding; RNA-DNA hybrid ribonuclease activity. The record is from RefSeq and is a predicted model, not a curated record. NCBI's taxonomy places the organism in Eukaryota, Viridiplantae, Streptophyta, Magnoliopsida, Solanales, Convolvulaceae. Bases 1 to 2394 code for a protein of 797 amino acids. The transcript has 3 exons.